Impatiens glandulifera is the source of this 1230-nucleotide messenger RNA. Its product is annotated as fasciclin-like arabinogalactan protein 1. The transcript has 2 exons. The record is from RefSeq and is a predicted model, not a curated record. Lineage: Eukaryota; Viridiplantae; Streptophyta; Magnoliopsida; Ericales; Balsaminaceae. Gene Ontology annotation, cellular component: plasma membrane. Bases 36 to 1229 code for a protein of 397 amino acids.
UUAGUUUUAUUUAUCAAACCUGUAUUUUAGUCAGAAUGCAGCUCCGGCAGAUCGCCGCCGUGGUGUUCUUCAUCGCCGCCGUUCAAGCGCAUAAUAUUACGGAAAUACUUGAGAACUCGCCGGAAUUCUCCAUCUUCAACCGUUACCUUACAGCUACUCACGUCGCCGAUGAAAUCAACCGAAGGGAGACGAUCACGGUCUGCGUAGUGAACAACGCCGGCAUGUCGAAUCUAAUCGGAAAACACUUAUCGAUCAAUUCAAUGAAGAACGUUCUCUCAUUUCAUGUUCUUUUAGAUUACUUUGAUAACCUAAAGCUUCACGAUCUAGCGAACGGUACGGCUUUAACAUCGACGGUGUUUCAAGCUACCGGUUCGGCUCAAGGAGCGUCAGGAUUCGUUAACAUUACGGAUCUGAAAGGAGGUGUAGUAUCGUUUGGAACGAUGGAUAAUGGAGGAAAGACUGAUGCGGUUUAUGUCAAGAGUUUGAAGGAGAUUCCGUAUAAUAUUUCUGUUAUUCAUAUCAGUAAUGUAAUCUCAUCGCCUGAUGCUGAAGCUCCGAUGCCGACUACGGGAGGAAUGAAUCUUACUUCGGUUAUGUCAGCUCAUGGAUGCAAAAUCUUCGCUGAAACGUUACUAGCGGCAAUAGAUGCAGAGAAGAUGUUCAACGAGAAUGCUGAAGUCGGAUUGACGGUUUUCUGUCCCGGAGAUGAUGCGUUUAAGAAAUUCUUACCGAUAUAUAAGAAACUAAAUAAGGAUCAGCAACAAUCAUUGAUGGAAUAUCACGCUACGUCAGUGUUUCUCACGAUGGAUAAUUUGAAAUCUAGUAACGGAAUGAUGAACACGCUUGCUACGAGUGGAGCGAAUAAGUAUGAUUUUGAGGUGAAGAAUGAAGGUAAUGAUGUGACGUUGAAGACGAAGGUUGUGACGGCGAGGAUUACUGGAACCCUAAUUGAAGAACAGCCGGUUGCGAUUUAUACGAUUGAUAAAGUUUUGUUGCCAAGGGAGUUGUUUAAAGUUAGUUUGGCGCCUACUCCGGCGCCGUCGCCGGAACCUGUGGCGGAUUCGCCGAGAUCUCCGUCGCCUCCAUCGCCGGAUUCUCCGGCGCCGUCGCCGUCGCCGUCGACGGACGAUGAUCAGGCGGCAGCUGAUAGUAACUCAGCCGAUAGGUUUGGUGGGGGAAGAUUUAUUUUUGGGGUUUUUGGUUUGUGGUUGUUCAAUUUAAUGAUUUAAU